Molecule: messenger RNA, 1032 nt
Organism: Vanessa tameamea
Lineage: Eukaryota; Metazoa; Arthropoda; Insecta; Lepidoptera; Nymphalidae
Product: defense protein 3-like
Exons: 3
Coding region: 61-825 (254 amino acids)
Biological process (GO): defense response to bacterium
Cellular component (GO): extracellular region
Source: RefSeq, a predicted model, not a curated record
GUAUUAUCAUUCAUACUUCAAGCGCCGUAACGUUCGUAGUAACAUUACACAAUAAGCAAGAUGUUUGCGAAAAUAUUUCUACUAACCGCUCUUCUCGUUGGAGUCAGCUGCCGUCAUUUGUCAUUGCCGUACAGACCAGCAAGCUAUAUUGAAGACAACACGGACUUAUUCGGAGAUGACAUAGACGAUUUAUACUCGGAACAUGAAUUUGAAUCUGCACGUCCAUUGUACGUUAAUUCGAGGGUACGCCGUCAGGCACAUGGUGUUAUGAACACCAACCCUGAUGGUACUGCCAAUAUCAUGGCCAAGUUACCUCUGGCUGGUAAUGACAAAAAUGUUCUGAGUGCUAUUGGUGGUUUAGACGCUGUCAAGUCUGGCGGAAGCUUUGGUGCUGCAUCUGGUGGUGUUGCUCUAGAUAAUGUUAACGGACAUGGUUUGAGUCUUACUGGCAAGCAUAUUCCCGACUUCGGAAAUCAGCUCACGGCAGCAGGAAAGGUUAAUCUCUUACACAACGAUCACAACGACUUCAACGCCAACGCAUUCGCCACGAGAAACUUCCCGAAGAAUCCUGUUAUACCAAACUUCAAUACUGUUGGAGCCGGUGUCGAUUACACCUAUAACAACAAACUUGGUGCUUCUCUUAGUGCAGCACACACCGAUCUCUUCAAACGCACAGACUAUUCAGCGAUGGCGAACGUCAACUUAUUCCGAAACCCCACCUCCAGUUUGGACUUCAACGCUGGUGCUACUAAGUCUAUAUCACCAUACAUUCCCAACAGAUCUUGGCAGCCAGCUUUUGGACUAUCUUUCUCUAAAUAUUUUUAAGCCUUGGACUUCUUGCCUUUAAAUUAUUAUGAAAUUACCAAAGAAAUUGUCCGGUGCCUUUUGUGUAGUAUUAUAUAAAUAUAUGUUAAUAAUAAGAACUUGACAUGAAAUGUUCUGUUAAAUGUGUCAUGACCUUAAAAUCUUGCCAUCUUAGAGUAAGUCGUAAAUUAAGUAUUAUGUGACCAAUUAAACAAAGAUUGGAUUUUA